Messenger RNA from Acanthoscelides obtectus, 1902 nucleotides. Lineage: Eukaryota; Metazoa; Arthropoda; Insecta; Coleoptera; Chrysomelidae. The record is from the annotation of a GenBank genome assembly.
AUGAUAACUUUGACAAAAGUGCCAUUAGAAGAAAAGAAUGAAAUACCUACAAUAGAUAAAAUAUUGAAGCAAGUGAAUGAUGAUGAGGACCUGCCAAAUUUUAAAAGAUCUACGUUCCAUAAGCUGUUGAAAGAACUAGACUUUCGAUUUUUGAAAAGAGGAAGGAAUAGUUUAUUGAUAGAAAAGGAGGAAAUUGUUAUCUGGAGGAGAGAAUACCUUAGAAAAAUUAGGCAAUUCCGCGCUGAAGGAAGAAAAAUUUAUUACUUAGACGAAACAUGGGUGAACGCGGGGCAUACGCAGGGAAAGGUUUGGGCUUUUUUAGAUGGCCUUUCGACGGGAUUGAAAAAUCCUGCAGGUAGCGUAGAUGGAUUUGUUCCUGAAGCAUUGUGGGCAUUUGAAUCCAAAAAAACUGGAGACUAUCACGAAGAAAUGGAUGGUAACUCAUUUGAAAAUUGGUUCAAAAAAAUUUUGCCGACACUUGAUGAUAACGCAAUUAUUGUGAUGGAUAAUGCCCCGUACCACUCCAGAAAAUUGGAAAAAAUUCCAACAAUGGCCACCAAAAAGGCAGACAUUCAACAGUGGCUUUUACUGUCUGUUUUCGGCAACGAAGCACCACAUCAGUCGACAAUUUUCCGUUGGUAUGGAGAAUUCAAACGUGGACGGUUGAGUCUUAGCGACGAACCCAGGGUGGGUGCACCAAAAACGGCAGUCACCCAGGAAAACGUCGAUGCUGUGCGCAAACUCAUCAUUGAAGAUUUACAUCAGCCAGGGUUAAUUGGUGUCAAAAAACGCUUGCCCAGAAACUCAAAAAAUGUGUACAGCAUUGUUAGUGGUAAUGAAUCGUGGAUUUACUGUUAUGAACCAGAAAAUAAACGACAGUCGGCUGUUUGGGUGUUCCAAGGUGAAGAAAAGCCAACAAAAGUCAUCCGUUCUCGAAGUGUUUCGAAAAAGAUGGUCGCGACUUUUGUGUCAAAAGCGGGUCAUAUUGCAACAAUUUCUCUUAAUGAGCAAAGAACUCUUCGAAAAAUCAACCCCGAAAGAAGAAUCAUCCUCCACCAAGACAAUGCAAGCUCGCACACAGCCCAAAAAACAAGGCAUCCCUAUCUAAGUCAUAACGAUUUCUUUACUUUCCCGAAAAUUAAAAACAGACUGCGUGGUCAAAGGUUCCAGUCACCAGAAGAGGCAGUUGAAGCAUUCAAAAAUGCCGUUUUGGAUCUGCCAGCAAACGAGUGGAAUAAGUGCUUCGGAAAUUGGUUCGAGCGCAUGCAGAUGUGUAUUCAUCUUCGUGGAGAAUACUUCGACAAACUAAUAUGGUGCAGACAACGGUCAUUCUGGGAUCAGGAAUGGAACAGUAUUGUCUUUAGUGACGAGUCUCGAUGUUGUUUAGGCAUGCACGAUGGUCGUGCCAGGGUUAGAAGGCGACGUGGUGAAAGGAGGAAUCCACAGUUUUUUGUUGAAAGACAUGGUGCUAUAGCUUAUGGUUCCAGGUCACCUUUAAUCUUCAUCAGAGGUAACUUGAACGCGCAGCGUUAUAUCCACGAAGUUCUAGAACCCCAUCUUUUACCCUAUCUUGACACCCUGGCAGAUCCAACUUUCCAACAAGAUAAUGCCCCACCACAUGUUGCAAGAGUCACAAUAGACUUCUUUCAACAUAAUGAUGUCACAUUGUUAACAUGGCCACCAAGAUCUCCCGACUUAUCCCCAAUUGAGCACGUGUGGGAUAUGAUGGGUAGGAGAUUGCUCAAUUUGCAACGUCCUCCUCAGACUCUAGAAGCACUUCGAGAGGAGUUGAUGGUUGCCUGGAAUGAGAUACCACAGGAGGACAUUGACCACCUGAUCAGAAGCAUGCCUAGGCGCGUUGGAGAAUGCGUAGCACAUCAGGGUGCAUCCACGCAUUAUUAA